Quercus robur (English oak) is the source of this 2364-nucleotide messenger RNA. RefSeq lists its product as uncharacterized. Gene Ontology annotation, biological process: cortical microtubule organization. The transcript has 5 exons. Gene Ontology annotation, cellular component: cortical microtubule. Bases 205 to 1995 code for a protein of 596 amino acids. The record is from RefSeq and is a predicted model, not a curated record. NCBI's taxonomy places the organism in Eukaryota, Viridiplantae, Streptophyta, Magnoliopsida, Fagales, Fagaceae.
UUAAAAGAAAGCUUCGCUUUGCAUCCACUACUACUUGCUCUCUCUCUCUCUCUCUCUUGCUUUCUCUCUCUAGCGCUCGCUCUCUGAGUAGAUCGCAUUUUUUCUUCUCUGCUAGCAUUUUUGGUGUGCUCUAGCUUAGACAUGGUGGCGGCAUUGUUGUUAUUAUUAUAGUUAUCGUUGUGAUCGUGUUCGUUGGUUGAGAAGAUGAGUUAUCGGAGUGUGAGGGAGUCUCUGAUCGGAGGGAGGAAUAUUCCGGCAGUUUCGCAGCACCGGCGAGGUCAUAGUCUGACCUCGAUUUCCAACUCCAAUUCCAAGGUCAACAGCUCCGCCGCCGUCCCCGACGAGAAUUUGGAUCUCUUCUCCAAAAAUCGCCGCACUCUCUCCGUCACGUCCUCCGACGAAUCUUCCGACGUUUCAGUGAAGUUGGGGAGACUUUCAAUUGGAUCAGCAAAAGUGUCUCGAAGUGGGAUUGAUGAUCUUUUGUCAUCUACAGAUGGAGGAAAGCAUGAUUACGAUUGGCUUCUCACUCCUCCUGGAACUCCUGAUUUUCUUUCGUCGGAGGGAAAAGAGUCUCAACCAAUUUCAGCAGCUCCGAGAAGUAGUUCUUUAGCUAGAUCAACUUCUGCCGUAAAGUCUUCAAGGCUUUCUGUAUCACAAUCAGAGAGUAACCAUACAUCAAGACCAAGUAGAAGCAGUUCCGUUACACGUUCUUCCCUCUCCACUUCACAAUAUAGUACCUAUUCCUCAAACAGAUCCUCCUCAAUCCUUAACACAAGCUCAGCUUCAGUCUCAUCUUAUACCAGACCAUCGUCCCCCAUCACCCGCUCUCCAUCUACAGCAAGACCUUCUACUCCAUCCUCCCGCCAGACACCAUCGCGCUCCUCAACUCCUUCAAGAGCACGUCCAACCCCAACUAGCUCUUCCAUUGACAAACCUCGGCCAUCACUAAGCUCAAGACCCUCAACUCCUAGUUCUAGGCCCCAAAUUCCUGCAAAUUUGAAUUCCCCUACUACUCGAUCAAUUUCUCGUCCAUCUACCCCCACUCGUCCAUCUACCCCCACUCGUCGAAAUUCAUUACCUGCUGUUUCUCAAACUGUUGGUCCUUCAACUUCAGUUGGGCGCAUUCUAUCAAAUGGGCGCGCUUCAGCACCAUCAUCUAGACCAAGCUCACCAGUUCCACGAGUUCGUCCCCCACCACAGCCAAUUGUCCCCCCUGAUUUUCCCCUUGAAACACCACCAAAUCUCAGAACAACUUUACCUGCAGACAGACCAGUUUCUGCUGGUAGGUCUCGUCCAGGUGCUGCUGCCACUGUGAAAGGGAACUCAGAAGCUCCAGCUCCCACCAAUAUAUCAAGAAGACAAUCAUCGCCUAUUGUCUCAAGGGGAAGACUUACUGAGCCUACUGGAAGAGGCCGUGUACAUGCCAAUGGACACCAUGCUGAUGUUCAUGAGCCUCGGAAGCCCUCACAUCUCCCAGAGUUAGCCAUGAGGAAACCUGUGAAGAGUUCAACAACUGCCACAGAGAGCACUGGAUUUGGAAGGACUAUCUCAAAGAAAUCACUGGAUAUGGCUAUCAGGCAUAUGGAUAUAAGAAAUGGCACGGGGAACAAUCGUCCACUUUCAGGCACCACUCUCUUCCCUCAAAGCAUACGAUCUGCCACACAAAAAAUCCAAUCCAUUCGUGCUCUGAGUGCUCCACCACCCAUCAUCAACAAUGGAAGCCUGCAAAACAGCAAGCAUGGAGUAUACUCAGAGAAUGGAAACAACAAUAUUAAUAGGCCUGUGAAUAAUGGAAAUGAAUUGGAUGAUGGAGGACGAUAUUCUUCAAGAUUGGGUGAAGUAGAUAUCUAUGAGAGCUCCCGAUAUGAUGCAAUAUUGCUCAAGGAAGACUUGAAGAAUACAAACUGGCUGCACAGUAUUGAUGAUAAGUUCGACCAAGGACCAAUCUUUGAUAAUGGAUUUGAGUCCCUACCAGAACCGUUUGGCCUAUUAUAGCAUCUUUUAAGUGGGAUUUCGAUUUGUUACUUAUUUUUUGAUUAUUGUUUUCUUAAUAUUUGGUUCUUUUAAAGAAUGGAAUCUGUCAAGAUUGAUCACUGAAAAACAGGAAGAAUGAAGAGGUAAUAUGUGUUUUCUGAUGAGAAACCAAUGGGAUCGUUGUUGGUUUUAUGUUACUGGUAAACUGCACUGCAAAACUGAGAUUGUUACAUUACAUUGACCUGUCUUGCGGGAUAUAAGAGCAAUAUCCCUCCUUAGGUUUUUACCCAAUCAUGUAAGCAUAAGUGGUCCAAAUCCAAAUACUUGUGUAUAAUCACUUCAAUGUAUCUCAUGGAUCAUAAAAAUUGAAGGGAAAAAAAUCUUAUAACU